Messenger RNA from Drosophila innubila, 3533 nucleotides. RefSeq lists its product as uncharacterized. Lineage: Eukaryota; Metazoa; Arthropoda; Insecta; Diptera; Drosophilidae. Gene Ontology annotation, biological process: protein ubiquitination. The transcript is spliced from 7 exons. The record is from RefSeq and is a predicted model, not a curated record. Gene Ontology annotation, cellular component: Cul4-RING E3 ubiquitin ligase complex. Bases 268 to 2994 code for a protein of 908 amino acids.
CAACAUUUGGGCCAGGUGGCAACGUUGUGGUUAGAAAAUCGUAAACUGAAUAAAACUUAAUAAACUAAAGUUUCGCUUCCAAUGUAAAAGUUUAUAAUAUAAGAAAAAGGCUGAGCAAUAUAGCAAACGGGACUCAAUGCGUACGGCGGGCUUGAACUGCCGUCGCCUUGGCUUCCUGUUAAACUGUUAGUUGAUUUUCAUGUUGUUGGCCCGUUGUUAUACCGAUGUCGGCAAAACCUUAAGUCUGAUUUUCGAGUCUGGGAGGCAAUGGAGACUGAUUACCAAAAUUACGUCGAGUCAUUGUCGGGAGUAUCAUCAGAUGACGAUGAUAUCUCCACGGUGGAUAGUUCCGAUGAGGCUGAGGAGGCCACAAUCUCCAACUCGCACAAUCAUCCAAUCCAACUGCAAUCGCGUACGCGAAACUUGGUGCAAAUGUUGUUCGACAGAGAGCGAACAGGACACUUUUCAGGUAUAUCACGUGCGGGCCAAAAACAAAAACUUCCAUAUGAAAGAGUGCCAAAUAGAUUAAAAUUGUAUCUGAAGGAUGUCCUAGCCAGCAACGCUGUGGAAGGGCACAUCUUCAUGGGAUUAACAGCCUGUGGACAGUAUAUGAUCAGUCAUCGCGUUGUGUGCAACGACAACACGUCACUCAAUCAUUACUCCUUUAAUGUGGGCUACAAGUACACUCUUUACUUUUGGCUCUUUCAACCUCACAAAAAACUGAGAUAUUUCUUUUCGCGCCGCCUGUUCGAUGAUCAUGUGGUUGACAAUCUUAAAACGGUCACAAUGACUCAGUGGAAAAAUGCGGAUAAGCAAAUUUUGGUAGUACAUGGCGCUGCAACAGAGGAGAGUGAAGAAAGCUACAUAACAUAUGUCAAAGUUCCUAAACUUGGUUGUGUGGAGUGCAAAAAACUGAUCGACGAUGGUCCAUAUUCUUUUUACAACGCACAUUGUCUAAAUUGCCAUCUUACGGUGCACACAAAGUAUUCCUCGACCGAAACAGAUCCCCGCUUCGAGCCGAACAUCAAUCUUCUCUGCCCCGAGCGCAUUCUUAUAAUCUCGAAUGGCUUCAUGCACAUGCUGCGCAUUGAUGUGGACACGCCGGCCGUAUCCAGCAGCAGCAGCAGCAGCAUGAACAACAGCUGCUUGCCACAGCAUAACUAUAACCUGCCCUGUACACAACAGACUUUGCUACUGCCACGUACUCCACUAACCAGCGAGGAAGAUCGCUGCUCUGUACCAUUUACUGGAUCUGAAGCAGACAGCGAGCACAGUGUCGUGGCGCGCAUUAUUGCGGAUUUCAGUGAUAUUGAAACGGAGCAUACUCAGCGCAGCAGCAUUAUAAACAAUAAUGAAAUUCAACCGCGCAUCAAUUCAGAACCAAACAGUGUCUGCUACGAGAAGCUCAUUUUCUCAUCCAACUGCAGCAGCGGCAUGGCUGCGACGAGCAUGACUUUGAUGGAAACCACUUUACCUGUUGUUAUACAAAAUGCUGUUGGCUCCAAUGGGUCCAGUCAAUCGAGGAAACGAAAUCAGCGCAUUGUCACCAAGUCUUAUCGGAACGGAAUCACAACAAUUGAUAUGCAAAAUACAUCGACUUCUAGCUCAAUGACUGAUAAAUCGAAUGCCUAUGAGUUUUCCGAGGACAAUGAAAAAUGUGAAAAGAUUUCUACGUUUCGUAAGCGCCGAUUGGCCGACAAGAAGUAUGAAUUCUCCGAGGAUAACUCUGAGAAUAUUAUACCAUUCACCAAAAUACGAUCAGCAGGACGUACCACGUUUACUCCAUCGGCGGCUAGCUCAACAGCUCAGCGCAGUUUGCAUCGAUUUUCACCCACGGCACACUUCUUUCACAACUCACCAUGUGCUUCGCCCUCAUCAUCGCCCCAUCCGGCACAACCUGCCCAUACACCGCCUCCAGCAGCGCACCUCGGCUUUCGCUCACCGCCAUCCAGCUCGAAUCUGAUGCGAUCGCCAAGCCGUAAUGCAAAUGCUGUCACUGUAGCUGCUCAAAUCUAUAAUCAAAAGUCGCCACCGUUGUCACAAGCCACUCAACAGAUGCUAAGCUAUAAACCCGUUGGACCCUUAGGUGCAUUAUCGCCAUUGCAGGUAUCUAUGGCCAAAAGAUUUGAGAUUGGCGGCUCUAUGUCACCAAAUGCAGGCCUCUCAUUUCUCUCGCCACGUCGUGAUGAGCAGCGUAUUGUCGAGAUGCCAGUUCAAGGUGGUGUUAUGCCAGAGAAGCCGGUAUGCACCAAAAAGCUACGACGUCGCUAUGUAGAUGAGGAUGAUGCCACCUCUGUAAUUACUAGCGAAGAAGAUGAUUGUAUCUCACCAGGAUACCAUACAUCGUUGCCCAUGGAGGUACAUGGCUCUUGUUACUCGGAAAUGCAAAUGAUUUCACAGGCAUCCUACCAACGAUUGCGAUGCAGUAGUGUCAUAAUUACACAACAUUCAUUUGAUCUGGAAACCUUCACGUAUUACGUUAUUAGCAUGCUCUGUCAAAAGCAUCAGAAGAUCUACAACGUAUUUUAUGACUGGGCCUAUGAAUUCAUCAAUGUUUGUCCGAUAAGCCAAACAAUUAGUUGUUUGCUAAUGGCACAGUUCUCCGCUCGAGAUCAGAUGCCAACAACUCCCACAAAUUGCAUGUACUGCACAGGACGCAUGGGAUGCGUAUUUCACAAUCGGCAGUACGAAUGUCGCAUUCUUUUUACUUGGAACAUGGAGAGUGGACAAUGGCAGGUCCUGGAUUAUGGAGAGCUCAAGGAAAUGCACGAGCUUUUCAGCCCUCUAAAACGUCUGGGAAAGUCGCGUCUCACCUUUGCACAGCUGGCUCGCCAGACGGCUCAAGAAAUGGCAACAAGUCUAAAUAGUCUCCCUGAUUAUACGUGUAAUUUACGUGUGCUCAACUCAGAUAUGAAAAAAUCAAAAUCAUGCAUUUGUGAUCUGGACAACAUGGUGGAGUUUCAUUUAAAGCGCACAACCAACGAAUUGCUCUAAGCGCAAUACUACGGCCACAAAUGGUUGUGGGAAAAUUUUCCUCGCAAAGUACAAGUGCAUCUAGUUCAGUUACAAACAAUACUUUGCGCUGUAUUUAGUUUAAUAUUACUUUAACAUGUUUUAGUGCAACGAAACGCUUUUGCAUAAGGUUGAAAGGCGUCCUAAUUUUGACUGAAGUCGUUUAAGUAAACUACAAUUCAUAAAUAGUUCUAAGACAUGCAUACAAUAACGCAUAUACUUUUGAUAUUUCUCCAAAUACUACCUUCUAAUUAAAAAUUUGUUAGAAAAACUAUACGAAUAAUGAACAUUAUACUUAACAUAUUGUAUCACUUAAGUAGUUAGUUUCUCAUGUCUAAUGAGUAAGUUUAAGUAUACAAAUCUAAUCAGUCAGUAUAAUUACAGAUACAAACAUAUAUUUCAACUUGAGUGAGUUACAUUUUGAAAAAGUAAUUAAGUCAAGAUAUUUCUAAGUACAUGACAACCAACAUUUAUGUAAAACAACUUACCUAAAUAUAUUUAUAUAAGAUUUUCAAACUAUA